Messenger RNA from Dissoconium aciculare CBS 342.82, 6967 nucleotides. RefSeq lists its product as uncharacterized. NCBI's taxonomy places the organism in Eukaryota, Fungi, Ascomycota, Dothideomycetes, Mycosphaerellales, Dissoconiaceae. The record is from RefSeq and is a predicted model, not a curated record. Gene Ontology annotation, molecular function: ATP binding; methyltransferase activity; ATP-dependent chromatin remodeler activity. Bases 154 to 6741 code for a protein of 2195 amino acids. The transcript has a single exon.
CGCCUCCAAAUUUCUAUUUCAUAGUUGUGAUGUGAGCGAUACUCUCACGCCCUGUUUGCGAUGUGUUGAGGUUUGCAUUUUCACGCUCUUUUUGUCAUAUCAUCGGUCACAUAGACUGCUCGUUGGAGUUAUUUUUGAGCUGGCCUAUCGAAAAUGACGCGAGCUCAGGCAAAGAAAGGCGGUCUCAAGAUCAAUGACUUUUUUACCAAGUCACCUAAUAUCGUAGUAGCGGCACCAACAUCAAAGCGGAAACGGGCUGUGAGUGAAGAAAGCGAAGCUUCAGUUGAAGUGCCACCUCGGAAAACUUCACGCGUUACGACCUCCACAUCGAAGGCCCAUCAUGUUCCAAUAGCCUGGGUUCAGUUGCCCACAUACGAUAACACAUUUUUGGCUGCAUACGAGGCGGAGGCUCACGAGCCUGAAAUCGAGGAUGGUAGAAAGAACAGACACACAACAAGACAAGACCGCAAGGCUCCGCAGCGCCAUACACCUGAUCGUGUUGAUCUUUCCGUGCUUUCACUAAAAGAGCCCACUCCUCCUCCUCCUCCUCCUCCUGAAGACGGACAACGCCGCAGCAGAAGAACAAGCCGGAAACAAAUCCGAUAUUCUGAGAUUCUGCUUGGCGAUGACGAUGACGAGGAUGAGAACGAAGAAAAAAUCAUCGCGCCCCGGAAGAUCGCGAAGGCUGAUGCGCAAUGUAGACACGACUCAGACUUUGAAGGCCAUAGCGAGACUGAGGAUGAUGAUGAUGCCCAAUCUUCCGAUGUCAUCUCCGAAGCAGAGUCCACCCCACAAACAUCGGAAGUACCUAGCGAAGAUGAGACAGCAAGCAAGUCAAAGCCGAAGUCAAAGGCAAAACCAAAAUCAGCUUCAGGCGAAUCGAGUACGAGAACAGACAGAUCGACAUCUAGGAUGAAUAACCUGUUCACAAAGCCAAGGGGCUUGGACCUAUCAUUACCUCCACUGCAUAGGAUCGAGGACAUCUUUGCCGACAUUACAGAGAAAGCAAUCACGGAGGGCUAUCAGAAGGCUGUUGAUGACCUGCAGGUUCGUAAGCGGCCAUUCAGAGUAGCCACUAUGUGCUCUGGUACCGAAUCGCCACUACUCGCCCUUAGAAUGAUACAGAAGUGCCUUGCCGCGACCGGUCGCAAGGUAGAUGAAACAAUGAUCGAGCAUGUGUUUUCUGCAGAGAUCGUGCCGUACAAACAAGCCUAUAUCGAGCGCAACUUCGCGCCUAACAUCAUCUUUCGUGACAUUACAGAGCUAACGACUGCACUCGAGCACCCAGAGCCAGUCGCAACCACUGUUUAUGGUGCCAAAGUUCCUGUGCCGAAGGACAUCGAUUUCGUCAUAGCCGGUACCUCGUGUGUCGAUUUCUCGAGGUUGAAUAACCACCAGAAAGGCCUGGAUGGCGGGGAAUCCGGUGAUACAUGGAAUGCAGUGUUGGCCUUUUGCCGUGUUUUCCAACCAGCAAUUGUCCUGCUGGAGAAUGUGAAGGGCGCUCAAUGGAAUGUAAUGCUCGGCGACUAUGAGGAAAUUGGGUAUGAGUCGAUUGGUGCUUAUGUCAACUCGAAGGACUACUACCUACCGCAAACCCGCCAACGAGGAUACAUGGCUUGCUUCAAUCAGUCUUUGAUGGCAGCGGGAGGGAAGACAUCAGAAGUUGGCGCCCGAUGGUUACAUUUGAUGGCCAAAUUUCAGAGGUUCGCCAGCGCACCAGCAUCAUCGUUUCUGCAAUCAUCAAGCGAAGGCGAAGUGAUCCUCGAUGAACCCAACACAAAGGAGGUCGACUGGGAAAAGUGUGCUGUGAGACAAAUGGCCUAUCGCCAGGACAUGAAACUUGGAAAUGCGCGACCGAUAACACAUUGGCAGGAGAGCAACACAAUGUUGCCACCAGAAAACAGCUCGCGGGCCUGGUUCAAGCGGCAAGUGCAGCGCGUCCUUGACACAAUUGAUUGUGCGCACAUUCGCAAUGCGUUACCCGACAACGGUGCUUACGAUUCGCAUUUCAAGACUCGUAUCUGGGACCUUUCACAGAAUGUCGACCGCGAGAAGGACUCGCGUCAAUUCGGGAUCGUUGGAUGCAUCACUCCAAGCGGCAUAUUUUUCGUGUCGGACGCUGGUCGCGCGCUCACGGCCGAAGAGCUUCUCAGUCUGCAAGGGAUCCCACUCGACGAGAUUAGCUUUACGACAGAGUCACCGAAAGAAAUCCAGGAUCUUGCAGGGAAUGCGAUGAGCACUCCUGUCGUAGGCUGCGCCAUCGCGGCAGCGCUUAUUGCAGCAUCAGGAACAGGACUUCUCGGUGAUUAUCGAACAGAUGAGGAGUGUGUUGCUUCAUCCACAAAUGUAACAAGGAAAGCGAAGAUCGUUAUCAACAAAGCUGAAGCACAGUCAUUCAAAUCAAGCGAGGCGGAGUUUGACCUGAAUCGUAUCUUGUGCGGCGCCGCGGAGGCAUCUCGAAUGUGCUACUGUGAAGGCGCGAAGGGCACUGCAAAGUCAUCAAUUCAGAAGUGUGCUGAUUGCGACCACACUACGUGUACUGCUUGUGGUGGCAAUCCUAUGCACAAUUAUCAAGCUCACAGCUUUGUUCCAAGAAAAUCUGCGACGCAGUUCGAAGAUGAGCUAAGAGCUCUCUUGCCGUUACGAUUGAAGUUCAAGCCCGAGAAAGUGGUUGAUAGCCUUCGACCCCAUCACGAGCAGGCAUACCUUAACAUUGUCUCUGCGGCACUCGUGAAUGAUUUCUGGUUCGAUUCCGUGCAACGUACGUAUUGCUGGAAAGCGACUUACGUGAACAGAGACAGUCGUCUUGACUUUGUCAUUGAUGGUCAGCAAGCGGAGUGGUGGCUAUACGUCAAUGCGCCGGUCAAUUUGUCAAGCAAGGACAAGUUACGCAAAUGGUUCGACCUCCCGAUCGCAAGAUCGCAGGUGCUGAAUUCCCCACUUGGAGACGAUUGGCAAUGGCGAUUGCCUAAUCGCACGUCGACCAAAGCGACGGUCACUUCAAGCGGCAAACAUGUCUCGUCUUGGUGGAACCGCUUAGGAAUGCCAGAGUUCCAGGGCCAUGACGUGCCCGAUCGGCUGAGUAUCGUGUGCCAGCCGGGACUUCUUGCUGAAGCUGUGAACGGAACUUAUCAAUAUCUACCAAACUGCGGCAAGGCGUCGAACAGCUUGUUCAAGCGCAUCAGCAGCGAGAAUGACGGCGGGGAUGAAAGACCGCUCUUCCUCUUCCUCGACCCAACGAGAGUCGGCGACCCUAUCAAAGACUCAUUCGUAUUUUCUCACAACAUGGCUAGGCUUGACUAUAGCGAGGUCCGUGACGUUGUCGCAAACAUCGAUUAUGCUUGGAGACCCUGGCCGUACAAGCAAUCGGCUGCAUCGGUUGACAUCGGCACCGAUCAUACCUGGGUCAGUUUGGACUGCGGACCAGCUACGCAUGAUGUUCAGCUCGAGAUGAAGCUUUACAAAAGCGACGAUCUCAACAAUCUUCUUCAGAACACGACUUGCACAGAGGCGAUCAUGGUCGGGAGUUGCUCCUUGCCUUACGUUAUUGACGACCAGACUGUCUCACCAGACGACGACAAAUUCUUCGCCUCACAGAAUGGGAUUUUCGAAGCCUUGCGACGCAAUCUGUCCGGAUCUCAAUGGACCCCAUUAUGUUUCGUCGACGGUGUUGAUACUGCCUGUCAGCACGGCUGUGCACCUGACACACCCGAAACGCGAUGGCGACUAAACGCGGACGAAAAGUUGACACCGUAUGAUGACCCUGCAAGUGCAGGAAUCUAUGAGAGGGCUAUCAAGGCAAGAAUUCUUCCAAUCUUUGUCGAGAUUCGCGACUCAACGCUCGGCUUGUGCGUCAAUCCUGCCACGUUAGCCCAUCGAGCGGCCGCAAGAUUGAUCCCCACUGCCGCUGAUGUUCGCUUCCAGUGGCGACUGGUGGUCGAUGCGCAAGAAAUCGGUGGCUACACCACGCGUAAACCUUUCCAGAUUCAAGCGACUACAGGCAUUGCGCCAUUCGCCGGCUCUGUCGGAGCAGUCGAGCUGUUUCCCAAACAACGUCUUGCCCUUGCUUGGAUGAAAGCGCAGGAAGCCGGUACUGAUUUCGUGCUCGAGGAAGUGGCCGACGCCGAAAUUCCGGCCCUCGGCUGGCGAAGUGAGGUUCGAGCCGAAUGCUCGGUGAGAAUCCGUGGCGGUAUUUGUGCUGACCAUCCUGGGUUUGGGAAAACAAUCACCAGCCUUGCGUUGAUUGAGUCACAAUAUAUAGAUGUCGGACGCUUGGCAAUCGAAGCAGACAUCGUCAGCCACCAGCAGGGCACUGCAGCUGGACUGCUGCCUACAGCAGCGACUCUUAUCGUUUCCCCUCCUCAUCUCGUACAGCAGUGGGAGAUGGAGAUCAAAGAAAAGCUUGGCUCCAGCAAGAAUAUCAUAGCGAUCAAGACGGUCAAGGAUUUGGAUAAGUACGCCAUCGCAGACUUCAAACAAGCCAAGAUCAUUGUGGUGAAUCGAAAGCUCUUUGCGAACGAUAGCUAUCUUGCGCGCCUUGCAGCCCUGGCUGCAAUCCCUGCUCCGAUCACGAAUUCUGGCCGGUCGUUUCAAAAGUGGAUGCAAUAUGCCUCUGAGCAGAUACCUAAGCACCUGAGUGUUUUCAAAACACACGGCGCUACGGGUUUGAAGGAGGAGGUUAAGACUCGAUUUCAGGACAACAUUGAUAGCGAAAUCUUCCAGGCUGCGAUCCCGUCGCGUCGUCUGAAAGGCAAGGCCUACGCAGAGCGAGCAAAAGGGAAACCCCAGAAAGCUGUCAGCUCGUACUCCGCCACUAUCGACCCAUCUUCUGUUGGUCGACCGUUGUUCGAGAUGUUUUACUUCAAUCGUCUCAUUGUCGACGAGUUUCACGAAAGCGAUGUCAAAGAAAUGGCCCACAUCGUACGUCUACAAGCCGACAAACGUUGGGGGCUCUCAGCUACACCUGCAAUGGACGAUGCUUACGACGUCGCUCAAAUAGCGAGGCUGCUUGGAAUUAGUCUUCGUACAGGUAGCUCAGCACGCGGCAUCAUGAAGAAGCGGAACCGCGAUGAACUCAAGAAAGACAUGACAGACUUUCAGCUUUUCGAAAUGAUGCGACACUCGCCAUCCGACGUGCAGCAAUCAAGGGUGUACGAGCAUGCGCAAAAAUUUCUGGAUGUUUUCGUCCGCCAGAAUGUCAUGGAUUUCGACAUCCCUUUCAAGGAGUGCCUAGUGCCGGUAGUACUUGACUCUAGCCAUCGUGCACUUUACACGGAACUGUCCCAGCAUCUCAACUCCCUCGAUAUGCAGAUCAAGAAAGUCAAGGUGUCUAAAACUGGCACGCAACUUGAGAGGCAGAAGGCUUUGAUGGAAGAUUUCUCUUUGUCAUCGACGGCUGAAGGCGUUUUGUCCUGCAAGGCAGCAUAUUCAGACGCAACCGGCCUAGCGGAAAUAAUCAAACGUCGGGAGAACGAGGUCAAGACAUUUCUUGACGAAAUUCCUGCAGUGAUGCGCCUCGCACACUCUAAAGAGAAGGGCUACUUCAUCAAAUGGCUUGCCGACAUUCGAGGUGGCUCUUUAGGCGAUGCAGAAGCAACGUCCCAGAUCAUUGAGCUCGCACCAGCUCAAGCCAAAGCCGACAGUAAAGUGACAGCGGUCAAAAGGGGUCAGAAAGCUAACAGCGACGAGAUGGACGACUUAGGCACUGGACGCGUGCAUACAGCGAAACUCAACACCCUUUGCAAGAAUCUUCUGAUUUCAAAACGCUCCGAGCGAUUUGUAUCCAACGUGAAGGUCAUACAGGAGGCGCCGCUGGAGGGUAAAGCACAACUUUGCGACAGCACCGAGUGCCAGCGUCUGCUCGCCAGCAACGAUCGGGCAGUAUCUGCCUUCUGUGGCCAUGUGAUUUGCCGAUCGUGUUUCGGUCACCAGGAGCAAAGCCUGAGCACUGCUUGUCCCGCCAAAGGUUGCUCAAGUUCGCUUUACGAUUACCAUCUUCUAUGGGCACAGAAAAUGGGCGGCGUGGAAACAGCGCGGAAGAAGCAUGGUGGCGCCAAACUCGGUGCAGCUAUGGAUCUCUUGAAGGAAAUUGGAGCAAAAUGCGAGCAGGCCAUCGUUUUCGUACAGUUCUCCAACCAAUUGAGCGAAGUCGAGGCGGCUCUCACUGCCGAAGGCAUUCCGGCAUUAGUCGUCCACUCGGAUUCCGAGUUCCAGAAGAUCGAGGAGUUCAAGACAUCCUCGAGCGACACGGCUGUAGCGUUAGUCCUCAAUACUGCCGACAGAACAGCGUCCGGAUCUAACCUGCAGAACGCGAACCAUGUCAUUUUCCUGAGCCCAUUACUGAAAAGCUCACAAUACGACUAUGCCGCAACGAUGGCACAAGCGAUUGGGAGAGUCCGCCGACAUGGACAGAAGCGGGACGUCCAGGUACAUCGCCUAGUGGCCUUGGAUACGAUCGAUGUUGACAUCUUAGAACAUCGCGAGCGCCGGAUUACAGCACUCGCCGAGCGCGAACAAUCGUUGGAUAAAACGCAAACAACUGGACGAUCGUCCGAUCCAGAGAAGACCCAGCUCAUCCGCGACGACAAGGGACGUUUCAGUCUCCAACCUCGCAGCUGGUUGACAGGCUCGCGCAAUGGACAGGGAGUAUUAACGGCGAACGGCAAAGGCCGAGUACCAGGGUUUGAAGAUUUUAGCAGUCUGGUGAAGUUCUCAGGCGCAUACGCAGAGGGCGAUGAAUAAAAGAGAACUGCCUCCAAAGUUGGAUUGUAUUCCUUGCUUGGAUUCUGUCAAGAACGUUGUUCUUGUCUUUUACUGUUAUACCCACCAUGCAUACAUGGACAUCAUUGUAAUUUUUGGAAUCCCAGACCUGGUUCACGAAGCACGUUUGUUGAGGCGAUUGUACCGCAGUGUAACAUAGUCGGGCUGUGAAAUCGCACUUUCGAGGAGCGCCAAUGGCAUCUUUGAC